AUGAGUAACUCAGAGGACAGUGGGAGCAAGCACGCGUCAGCUCCGCUCUCCAGCUUUUCCAUCCAGUCCAUUUUGGGCACCGCAUCGGAGAGCUCACACACGAACGGGUCGAGCUCAGGGCAGCAGAGGAGGCGCGCGCUGUCCGUGUCGUCAGAAGAAUGCAGCGCCGGCGAGGACUCCACUGACUGCUUUUGCUCUGAACCCGGAGACAAUGGACCGUGUAUCUCAAAUCAGCCUCUCAGCUAUUCAUCACUGAAUUCCACCAAAGCGAUUAAAACAGGACGCGACGGACUGGAGAAAAGAGAACAUUUAACGCAGGCUAUAUUUCAGGAUUACAAAGAUGAUAAGGAAAAACAUUGUACUCAACUGUCACCUAGCUCUGAUGAUAGACACAGGGAUGGUGACGAUAAACUCAGCAACUCAGUGAAAAAGAAGACUCGGACGGUUUUCUCCAGGAGUCAGGUGUACCAGCUCGAAUCUACCUUCGAUAUGAAACGGUAUUUGAGCAGCUCGGAGCGAGCCUGUCUCGCUUCCAGCCUUCAGCUCACCGAGACCCAAGUGAAAACGUGGUUUCAGAAUCGCAGGAACAAAUGGAAACGGCAACUUUCGGCAGAACUGGAAGCGGCUAACAUGGCACAUGCCUCUGCGCAGACUUUGGUUGGGAUGCCUCUCGUCUUCAGAGACAAUUCUAGGCUUAGAGUCCCUGUUCCCAGAUCUAUUGCUUUCCCGACGCCACUGUAUUAUCCGGGGAACAACCUACCAGGCUUGCCUUUAUACAAUCUUUAUAAUAAAAUCGAUUACUAA
Chanos chanos (milkfish) is the source of this 804-nucleotide messenger RNA. Its product is annotated as homeobox protein HMX2-like. Gene Ontology annotation, molecular function: RNA polymerase II transcription regulatory region sequence-specific DNA binding; DNA-binding transcription factor activity, RNA polymerase II-specific. The coding region runs from base 1 to 804 and encodes 267 amino acids. Gene Ontology annotation, cellular component: nucleus. The record is from RefSeq and is a predicted model, not a curated record. Gene Ontology annotation, biological process: regulation of transcription by RNA polymerase II. The transcript has 2 exons. Lineage: Eukaryota; Metazoa; Chordata; Actinopteri; Gonorynchiformes; Chanidae.